Molecule: messenger RNA, 3576 nt
Organism: Emys orbicularis (European pond turtle)
Lineage: Eukaryota; Metazoa; Chordata; Testudines; Emydidae
Gene: STXBP5L
Product: syntaxin binding protein 5L
Exons: 27
Coding region: 1-3576 (1191 amino acids)
Biological process (GO): regulation of exocytosis; regulation of protein secretion
Cellular component (GO): cytoplasm; SNARE complex; plasma membrane
Molecular function (GO): GTPase activator activity; myosin II binding; syntaxin binding
Source: RefSeq, a predicted model, not a curated record
AUGAAGAAAUUUAAUUUCCGCAAAGUUUUGGAUGGUUUAACUGCCUCAUCUCCUGGUGGCAGUAGCAGUGGUGGCAGUAGCAGUGGUGGUGGAAUUGGGGCUGGAAGUGGAUCCGUGCAUCCAGGAGGGACUGCAGGUGCUGCAGGGACACCCAGAGAUGAGAUCCAGGAAAUCCUAUCUUCGGAUUAUUUCCAGAUUUGUAAGACGGUUCGCCAUGGUUUUCCUUAUUUGCCCACUGCCUUAGCUUUUGACCCAGUUCAGAAAAUUCUGGCUGUGGGGACAAGAACAGGAGCCAUACGAAUACUGGGCAGACCUGGUGUUGAUUGCUACUGCCAACACGAAAGUGGUGCCGCGGUACUGCAGCUCCAGUUCUUAAUCAAUGAGGGUGCCUUGGUCAGUGCGAGUGCAGAUGACACACUUCAUUUGUGGAACCUAAGACAGAAACGGCCGGCUAUUCUUCAUUCUCUGAAAUUUAACAGAGAACGAAUUACUUACUGCCAUCUACCUUUCCAAAGUAAAUGGCUCUACGUUGGAACAGAGAGGGGAAAUACACAUAUUGUAAAUAUUGAGUCCUUCAUUCUUUCUGGAUACGUUAUCAUGUGGAACAAGGCAAUAGAACUAUCCACAAAGACUCACCCUGGCCCAGUUGUACACCUAAGUGAUAGCCCACGAGAUGAGGGAAAACUAUUAAUAGGCUAUGAAAAUGGGACGGUGGUACUCUGGGACUUGCGAUCAAAAAGAGCAGAUUUAAGAGUUUACUAUGAUGAGGCUAUUCAUUCUGUAGACUGGCAUCAUGAGGGGAAGCAGUUCAUGUGCAGUCACUCUGAUGGCAGCUUGACUCUGUGGAACUUGAAAAGUCCUAGCAGACCAUUUCAGAUAACAAUCCCACAUGGAAAAAUUCAAAGAGAUGGGAAAAAACCUGAGUCUUGUAAACCAAUUCUUAAAGUAGAGUACAAGACAUGUAAAAGCAGUGAACCAUUUAUAAUCUUUUCUGGUGGACUGUCCUAUGACAAAGCUUGUCGAAGACCAAGUCUAACCAUCAUGCAUGGAAAAGCUAUUACGGUGCUUGAAAUGGAUCACCCUAUAGUUGACUUUUUAACUCUUUGUGAAACACCAUAUCCAAAUGAAUUUCAAGAACCCUAUGCUGUAGUUGUACUAUUGGAAAAAGAUCUCAUUGUUGUUGACCUAACACAAAGCAAUUUUCCAAUCUUUGAAAAUCCUUAUCCCAUUGACAUUCAUGAGUCACCAGUUACCUGCACAGAAUAUUUUGCUGACUGUCCUCCAGAUUUGAUUCCCGUAUUGUAUUCUGUAGGAGCUAAACAUAAAAAGCAAGGAUACAGCAAUAAGGAAUGGCCAAUCAGUGGGGGAGCAUGGAACCUAGGAACACAGACAUAUCCUGAAAUUAUUAUUACAGGUCAUGCAGACGGAUCGAUAAAGUUUUGGGAUGCCUCUGCCAUAACUCUACAGAUGUUGUACAAGUUAAAAACCUCAAAAGUGUUUGAAAAACAGAAGCUAGGGGAAGGAAAACCAACAGCUGAGAUUGUAGAAGAAGAUCCUUUUGCCAUUCAGAUGAUGUACUGGUGCCCUGAAAGCCGAAUAUUCUGUGUGGCGGGAGUCUCUGCAUAUGUUAUUGUUUACAGAUUCAGCAAACACGAAGUGAAUACUGAAAUAGUGUCAUUAGAGGUGCGACUUCAGUAUGACGUAGAAGAUAUCAUUACUCCUGAACCAGAAAUAAUUCCUCCGUUUCCUGAUGCCUCAUCCCAACUUCCUUCCUUAAAGAGCCUUUCAGGCAGUACCAACACUGUGGCAUGUGAAGGAACGAUGAAGGACAGUAUCCCAUGUCUUAGUGUUAAGACUCGACCUGUGCGAAUGCCUCCUGGGUACCAAGCAGAACUUGUUAUUCAGUUGGUGUGGGUGGAUGGUGAGCCUCCACAACAAAUCACCAGUCUGGCCGUAAACUCAGCCUAUGGACUAGUUGCAUUUGGGAACUGCAACGGUUUGGCUGUUGUGGAUUUUAUGCAGAAGACAGUAUUGCUGAGCAUGGGAACCAUUGACCUCUACGGAUCAAGUGAUCCAUACCAGCGUCAGCCCCGUUCUCCACGCAAAAACAAGCAGUUCACUGCAGACAACUUUUGCAUGCGUGGCCUGUCUAACUUUUAUCCAGAUUUAACGAAACGGAUCCGUACUUCCUAUCAGAGCCUGACUGAACUCACUGACAGUCCAGUUUCCCUGGAGCUAGAGCGUUGCAAGUCUCCCACUUCAGAUCAUUUAAACGGGCACUGUACAAGCCCAACCUCCCAGACUUGCAGCUCUGGAAAACGGCUCUCUAGCGCAGAUGUUACAAAAUCAAAUCGCCGAGGGCCUGGGAGGCCCCCAUUUAGAAAAGCACAGUCUGCGGCUUGCAUGGAGAUAUCCCUUCCAGUCACAACAGAAGAAAACCGGGAAAACACCUUCAGCCGUUCCCGAAGCUCCAGUGUCUCCAGCAUCGACAAGGAGUCCAAGGAAGCAAUUACAGCUUUGUACUUUAUGGAGACCUUUUCACGGAAGAAUGACUCUACGGUCUCCCCCUGUCUGUGGGUUGGAACAGGCCUUGGUAUGGUUUUAAUCAUCUCCCUUAAUCUGCCUGCUACUGAGGAAUUAAGGCAGACAGAACCAGUCAUGGUGUCUCCAAGUGGUACAGUUCUGACACUGAAGGGAGCAGUGCUGACUUUUUCAUGCCUGGACUGCAUGGGAGCAUUGAUACAUCCACCCUAUGAAGUAUGGAGGGACCCAAACAGCAUAGAUGACAGUGAAAAAACGAGAAAAAGGAAACUUGUCAUGUAUUCUCCUUCGUCCUCCCAGGAUAUGGGAGAUCAUCAGUUUGCUGUCAUCUGCUCAGAAAAACAAGCCAAAGUUUUCUCACUGCCUUCCCAGACAUGCCUCUAUGUUCACAACAUCACAGAAACGUCCUUUCUAUUGCGAGCAGAUGUGGUGACCCUGUGUAACAGCAUCUGCCUGGCUUGCUUUUGUGCCAACGGGCAUAUCAUGACAAUGAGCUUGCCCAGCCUUCGCCCAAUGCUGGAUGUCAACUAUUUGCCAGUUACAGACAUGAGGAUAGCACGGACAUUUUGUUUCACCAAUGAAGGGCAAGCUUUGUAUCUCAGCUCUCCCACGGAGAUCCAGCGACUGACAUACAGCCAGGAGAUGUGUGACAAUCUACAGGACAUGCUUGGGGAUUUGUUUACCCCAGUGGAAACACCAGAAGCCCAGAACAGAGGCUUUCUCAAGGGGCUGUUUGGAGGAAGCGGGCAGACCUUUGACAGAGAAGAGCUGUUUGGCGAGGCUUCAGCAGGAAAAGCCUCUCGGAGUCUGGCUCAGCACAUCCCUGGCUCGGGUGGAAUCGAGGGUAUGAAAGGAGCUGCAGGAGGGGUAAUCGGAGACUUGGCUCGUGCACGCCUCGCCCUUGAUGAGAGAGGACAGAGACUAGGAGAACUGGAUGAAAAGACUGCAAGCAUGAUGGCUAGUGCAGAGGCAUUUUCCAAACAUGCACAUGAGUUGAUGCUGAAAUAUAAGGACAAGAAAUGGUACCAGUUUUAG